Messenger RNA from Erinaceus europaeus (western European hedgehog), 1549 nucleotides. It is a transcript of the gene ASRGL1, whose product is annotated as asparaginase and isoaspartyl peptidase 1. Gene Ontology annotation, molecular function: hydrolase activity. The coding region runs from base 1 to 546 and encodes 181 amino acids. The record is from RefSeq and is a predicted model, not a curated record. NCBI's taxonomy places the organism in Eukaryota, Metazoa, Chordata, Mammalia, Eulipotyphla, Erinaceidae. The transcript has 4 exons.
AUGAUGUUCCUGGUCUGCUGCUGGGGACACCUCUCAUCUUCAGCCUGCCACCUUUUAUUUAAUUAUUUAUUUAUUUAUUGUCUGUCUGUCUGUCUGUCUGUCUUGGGCAGAAACCUGGGGACCGUGGGUGCCGUUGCCCUGGACUGCUGUGGAAACGUGGCAUACGCGACCUCCACGGGAGGCACCAGCAACAAGAUGGUGGGCCGAGUCGGGGACUCCCCCUGUGUAGGAUCUGGAGGCUACGCUGACAAUGACAUUGGAGCCAUUUCCACAACGGGCCACGGGGAGAGCAUCCUGAAGGUGAAUCUGGCCAGGCUCACUCUCUUCCACGUGGAACAAGGAAUGUCGGUCGAGGAGGCUGCGGACAAGUCGCUGGGUUACAUGAAGUCACGGCUCAAUGGCAUCGGCGGCGUCAUCUUGGUCAGCAAAGCCGGCAACUGGGCGGUGAAGUGGACCUCGGCCUCCAUGCCCUGGGCGGCCGCUAAGGACGGCAAGGUGCACUGUGGAAUCGAUCUCCACGACACCACCAUCACCAACCUGCCCUAAGCCCCCAGGAGAUUGUGUUCCAGCUGCUCACUUGGAGGCAAAGCACAGCCUCCCUCCCGGUGUGGAGACUCCGUCUAAUCAAUUAGAUCUAGAAGUGGAAAAAUCAUGCAGUCUGUCACUCGUUUUGUUACCCUGAUCAAUAAGUCUUGGAAUGUCUGGCUGAGGGGCGGAUUCUGAAGGGCUGAGAGAAAUGCCCCGUGUUAAAAGCAGGAUUGAGACCAGCAGAUAGGACAAACCACUGAGCCCGCCAGAGGUCCGAGAGGGGGAGUGGUAUUUCCUGGCAGAGACUGGGUCCGUGCCGGAAGUGCCCCUGCAGUUGGGAGGCCCCCGGCGGAGACAGGAGCUGGAGGCUGGAAAGGUGGGCACAGAUGUUCCUCUGGAGUCAGCAAAGGGGACAGGCCGGGGGUGUGAGAAUAAGAAUGGGACAGAGGCAGAAGUCCUCAGAGGAGGCCAGAGAACUAGGAGAACAUGGGAAGGCUCUGAGCUGCUGCUAAGCUGACUUUUCCAAGACAGCUCAGGCCUCCUUUGACUCACUAAGGUAGUCGUGAGUCCAGAUAUUCUAAAGGCCCCACUCCCUGCCCCGUAUCUCAUAAUUUACUAGUCUGGAGAGGAGGUCAUUACGGGGGCUUGGAGUCAGGGUUUUCUGGGGCUCAAAGCUGUUGUACCCACUCAUUGUGUGUCUGUCUGUGGUCAGAGCUGACCCCCAGCUGGGUCAUCGUGGUGACCCACGAAUUAGGGCUCUCCUGUGACAGGAGGGGCCAGUUGAUGUGGAGGUGACUCUCAAAGUCCCCAGUGCUGUGGACCCUCCCUGCCCCCUGUGACCUGGGUUUGUAGCAAAGAAAGUCAUUUCCUUGAUGGAGAACAUUCCUAUUGAUCUCUCUUGGCACUAAAAAUGGUGUUUCUGCUGUGAUGCAUCUGCCUGUCAGGGCUUACCUUGCUCUCUGGAAAGAAAUUGCUGAAGUUUAAAUUCCAUGUGCCACUAAUAAAAUGUAUUUUGAAAGAA